Aedes albopictus (Asian tiger mosquito) is the source of this 2453-nucleotide messenger RNA. It is a transcript of the gene Nsun2, whose product is annotated as tRNA (cytosine(34)-C(5))-methyltransferase. Gene Ontology annotation, biological process: tRNA methylation. Gene Ontology annotation, cellular component: cytoplasm; nucleus. NCBI's taxonomy places the organism in Eukaryota, Metazoa, Arthropoda, Insecta, Diptera, Culicidae. The coding region runs from base 134 to 2356 and encodes 740 amino acids. Gene Ontology annotation, molecular function: tRNA binding; tRNA (cytidine-N5)-methyltransferase activity. The record is from RefSeq and is a predicted model, not a curated record. The transcript is spliced from 4 exons.
GCGUUAAUUUUGUAAACAUUGCUCCACUCCCGCACCGUUUAGCAGCGCUACAGUGAAGCAGAUUCUGUUCGCGUAAAAAGAUUCAUUACUUUGUGAUUUCGGAAGUGAAAAACCUGUGAUCUUGUUUUAAAACAUGGGUAAAAGACGUGGUAACAAUAAGCAGAAUCCGUUUGCGAAGAAAAAGCGCGAUCUGAAAGAGAGGGAGUCUGAGCCGGCCCGGCGAAAGAAGCCCUACGAUGAUAUUGUUCGAGCAAACGAAUCUUUUGAGACGUACUACAAGCACCAAAACAUCUGCAAACCGGAAGAAUGGGACGAGUUCAUGGGUAAACUACGCUCCAAUUUGCCGGUCACUUUCAGAAUCACCGGUUCCAAGAGUCAGGCUCAUGCUCUGCUGAAGAUCAUAAAGGAUAAAUUCUUCACCGAGUAUCACCGGGCGGUGGCUGAGUUCAGGGAGAGCGGCGAGGUGGUUCCAGAGCCACAGUGCUUGGGAUGGUAUCCUAAUGAAUUCGCCUGGCAGUUGGAUCUAUCCCGAAAGGACAUCCGUCGGUCGGAACCGCUGUACAAGUUGCACAAUUUCCUAAUUGCGGAAACCAGUUCCGGAAAUAUCAGCCGACAGGAAGCCGUUUCAAUGAUACCGCCGCUGGUGUUAGGAGUUGAGCCUCACCACAAAGUGCUGGAUAUGUGUGCUGCUCCGGGGUCAAAGACGGCUCAGCUGAUCGAAGCUUUGCAUGCUGGCGGGGAGAAUCUUCCCACCGGUUUCAUCAUGGCUAACGAUAUCGAUAACAACCGGUGCUACAUGCUGGUUCACCAAGCGAAGCGAUUGAGCUCUCCUUGCUGUGUGGUUACCAAUGCGGACAGCUCCAAUUUCCCCAAUAUGAAGCUUAAGACCGAUUCUGGUGAGAUGAAGACGCUCAAAUACGAUCGCAUUCUAUGCGACGUUCCGUGCUCCGGUGAUGGAACCAUGCGCAAGAAUCCGGACAUCUGGACGAAAUGGAACCUACAGCAUGCAGCCAAUUUGCAUGGAUUGCAGUAUCGCAUUGUGAAACGAGGCGCUGAGCUGCUGAAAGUUGGAGGGAAGCUAGUCUAUUCCACGUGCUCCCUGAAUCCGAUCGAGAACGAAGCUGUGCUCCAUUAUCUUCUUACCCAAACCGGAGAUGCCAUGGAGAUCGUGGAUGCGAGCCACUUGCUGCCAUCGCUGAAGCACAAUCCAGGAAUUACCUAUUGGGAGCCGGCCACCAAGGACAUGAAGUUCUACAAGACCUUCGACGAAGUCCCGGAAAUGUACCGCACCAUCAUCCGGCCGCACAUGUUCCCUCCGGCUCCGGAGAACGUCGCCAAGUUCAAUCUGGAGAAAUGCAUCCGAGUGAUGCCGCAUCAGCAGAACACCGGCGGAUUCUUUAUCGCGCUGUUGGAGAAGAAGAAGCCACUUCCGUGGGAAACGAGUGAAUCUUCAGAGGCCACGAAGGAAACAGACGCAAAGAAACAGGAAGACGAAGAGCCGCCACGCAAGAAGCCCAAGUAUCGCCGGGGCUUCAAGGAAGAUCCGUUUGUGUUCUUCGAUGGGAAGGAGGAUAUCUUCGAAUCGAUUAAGGACUUUUACGAGCUCAAUAAAGAUUUCGACCCGAAGAACCUGCUGACGCGCUGCAAGGAGGGCAAAAAGAAGAACAUCUACUUCUGCUCGGAAAUCCUCCGGAACGUGAUCACCAACAACGAGGAACGGAUCAAGUUCAUCAAUCUGGGCGUGAAGACGUUUGCCCGGUGCGACAACCGCAACAUGGAGUGCGACUUCCGGUUGGCCCAGGAAGGUCUACCGAGCGUGAUCGGUUUCCUCGGGCCGGACCGGCAGCUGUUCAUCGACAAGGGCGAUCUCAUUCGGUUGUUGUCGAACAACGAUCCGACCAGGCCGCCGGAGAUUAGCACCCUGUCGGAGGCCACGCAGUGCAGCGUGCAGCUGUUGGGACCGGGUAGUUGCGUUCUGCAGUACCACGCGGACGAUCUGCAGCUGGACAUCGUUGGAUGGCGCGGAACGAAGAGCCUGAGGGCGUACGUCGAUCAGCACGAUACGGUGCACAUGCUGCGGCUACUGGGUGCCGAUGUGUCAAAAUAUGAGAAAAACAAGUUCGAGGCAAGGAAGGAAGCGGAAGCGGAAAGGGAAUCUUUGAGAGAUGAAGUGCUUGAUCCUGCUGAGGAAGAUGUUAAAAAACCCGAGGAGGAUGUAGAGAAGCCGGAUGUUGAGGAGGUGAAAGAAGAAAGUAAGGAUGCCGAAGAAGUGAAAGAAGAAAGUAAAGAUGCCGAGAAAGUGAAAGAAGAUGUUAAGAUGGAAAGUGAAAACGAAGUGAAGGAAGAAACGAGUUGAAACCUUGUAAUUUAAAUGUUGCUUGCUCGAAAGCAAUUCUGUAACAUUUCUACUGAACACUGAAUAAAUACGAGCGAUUUGAAUUCCUGGUCGUGAA